Molecule: messenger RNA, 1248 nt
Organism: Rhizophagus irregularis DAOM 181602=DAOM 197198
Lineage: Eukaryota; Fungi; Glomeromycota; Glomeromycetes; Glomerales; Glomeraceae
Source: RefSeq, a predicted model, not a curated record
AUGUCAGAAACUAACACACCCACCUCUACUUCCAUACUACACCAGGAAAUGAGACGCUUAGAAAUUAAAAAGUAUGGCGAACUUAUCUUGUUUUUAAAAGAACAGAACUUAGGGCUUAGCGAGACAGCUCUCAAAAUCUUAGAAAAUGAAGAGGCUACGCUUAAGAUUAAGAAUGAUGAACCUGAAGCAUGGAGGCAACGCGCUACUCUGAACGAGGAAAAGGUUGACGAGCUUAAAGCUCGAAAUGCUAAUCUCGAGGUUGAGAAUUCCGAUCUUAAGAACAAGGUUGUGAAGCUUGAGCAGGAACACAAGGUUCGCACAGUGGGUGAGCAGUCACAAGUGAAGACGCGGAGCGCUGCUAAUACCAAGACAUGCGAAGCUUCUGAAAGGCAAAAGAAAAACGUUAGUGGUGAGAUUCAGAGUAAGCGGAAAAAGAAACAAACGCUUGAAUCGUCUGCUCAGGACUCAACGAGUAAUCAUCGGAUGAUUUCGGAAAAUUCGGGAAGAAUCGUGGAAACCGUGACAAAAAGUCACGAUCAGAUUGAGCCGAAGGUUGAUACUGGCAAUUCUGAUAAUACCACUGAAUCUUGUAUGGAAGAUAUGAUCCCGGACUCCGCACAAAAAUUAUCGGAAUUAUUUGAUAAAGCAAUAAAAACAGGCCAGAAACAAAUCCUAUACUGGUUUUAUUAUUCUCUUGAAUUUGAAAACAGAUUCAGAAGCCUUACAAUGGAUGGCAAGGUUAAGUAUAAAACGGCAAGAUCGAAAAUAUAUAGGGUAAUGAAACCUUUUCUACCCAUGAUUACAGAUGUAAAUUUGCGUAAGAGAACUGAGAGAGCUCGAAAAAUCCUUAAGCUCUUUGGUGAAGGAGCAUAUUAUAAAUCAGUUGACUUCGAAAACCGAGACAUUUUGUCAUACUACGACGACGCUUUUAUGAAGAGAUUUGAUGAUGAUUCUGGGGAUGAAACUUUCGAAAGAGGAUGCAGAAAUAGUAUCCAGCCGGAGGCUAGCGAAUUUUCGGACGAAGGAAGCCAGAAUGAAACGUCAGCAGGUUCUUCUAGUUCUGACUCUGACUCCGACGAAUCUAUAGACUCGAACCACCAGAUCCAUUACGAAUCUUCAAAUGAAGAAAGCCAGAAUGAAAAUUCUGUAAGUUCUCCCAACUCUGAUACUGAUUACGAUGAAUCUGACGCGAAACGUGAGGAAGUGACGCCUCGAAUCACGGAUGAAGACAUCUUGGCAGGCUUUUAG